AUGGCAAAGCCGGCAAGCUCGAUCUCAGAGAGCUCCGGUGAUACCUCCAGCAUUUCAAACUCACCCAGUCCAUGCGCCUGCUUCCAGAAGACCUGGAGACGAUAUCGGCCUGGAUCAUAUUUUGCCGUCUUUGUAGUCAAUGUGACAGCUACAGCCCUUUUACUUACCCGAGACUAUGACAUUCGCAUCUAUAUCCCUUUGUUCUACCGAGUCCUCUUCUUUGUGCAGACGUUGGCCAAUUUCGGAGUUGGCUGCGCAGCAGCGUUUCUUCACAAAAAGGCAAGAGCUUCGGCUCAUUUAAGGUUAGCCAGCAACUGUGCAAUCGUGAACUGGCUUGCGUGUCUGACGCAUACACUCUAUCCCUUUGUACACUUCAUGAUGAACUUAUUGAGCAGGUUCCUUAUGUUGGUAACUAUGUUCUUGAUGCAGAUGUUGAUAGCUGGGAGACUCGAGAUCUUGGAGCGCGUCUCGAAGCAGAGUUAUCGCAGCGCACGCUUCCAAAAGCUGAUUUGGGAGCAAGUGCUCGGAGCUACGGCUUGUGCGCUCUCACUAGGUGCAGCUGUUUUGUUCCGAGGUUUGCCAAUGGCAAUCUUUCAAUCGGUUGAUGUUGCGACUGGGAUGGCAUUGUUGUUGGUGGUGCGCUGCCUUUGUUUGCUUGGGGCCCUGGCGGUGGUGCAGGCGUGUUUGUGCAACGUGGUGGCAAGCGCGGCCGCGAUCAGCUCCCUUACCCAAUGUAAGGUAGAUUGUGAAAACACGCCAGCUGUAAAAUCCUAUCUGAGACGAGCCCGAAAGUUUGCUGCUCUACAAUUGCUGGGCGUGUUUGUCAGCCUCGUCCUCGUGGCUGUGGACAACUUGGUACCUCAUGCGGCCUCUGUUACAUCCAUAUUUUUGGCAAUGCUGGAUUGGGAUGAUUGGGCUGGAGCACGUGCAUGGACUGCAGUUCAUGUCGAUUUAUUGAGUCCUUCUAUGUUGGCUGGUGCGCUUCUUACACUUUGUCGGUCUUUAGCUGAUGCGGCCGCUGUUCUUCUCCUGUCCGGCAGCCACAGAGUGCUUACCGAAGACUCAGAAGACAGCCCACCCAACCGAAAGAAGCUGGGUUUUAAAGACUUGUUGGCGGCCGUGGUCGCGGAUGCUCUGGACGAAUGCAGUUUCGAGUUGGCAGCGCGGUUGCUGGAGGAAGACUCCACGUUCCUUUGCCAGAUCCUGAAUCAGAGCGGUCGCUGGGAUGACACGUACUGGAUCUGUGCAUUUGCGGUCAACCAACACAUCUGCAUAUGCCACAGCAAUCCUUACGACCGCGAUCCUGUUACAAACGAGUUGCAUCCGGUAUGUAAUUGCAGCAGUGUGAAUAUUUCUGAUUUAGAUGGCCAAAGUGCUGUCUCAGAGAUCAACAAAUUUGAUGACAUGACGUACUGCCUUGCAUCAGGAGGAGGCUGUAGGCACGUGAUUGCAGUAGACCGAUCUCUUGACAUAUUUAAUCGCGCUUGGUGUGUAGCUGAAAUUGCAGAAGCCAAGCAUUUGCAAAUGAAUCAGGCGCUUAAACUUGCAUCCAAAGCGACCAUUACGCAGCACGCACGCACUUUGGAGAUCUUGGAUGUUCGGAGUAUGCGUGCAUCCUCUGAAGCAGACAAAGAACUCAUACUCAACAAGAUCAAGAACAGCAUGGGCAUCGACCAGUUCAACAGAGAGCUGCAAGCGCUCAUUGUCGACCCGAAUUCUGGCCUUGUGGCAUCCUGGAAUGCCAUGGACAGUCUGCAGCAAAUUGGAGAAGUGGGGCGGCUAAUUCGGUGGGGAUUUGCUGAUGCAGGCACUGGAAAGGUGUGGAAAGCCUGGGAAGCACAUGAAUGA
This is a messenger RNA of Symbiodinium pilosum, 1848 nucleotides long. The record is from the annotation of a GenBank genome assembly. NCBI's taxonomy places the organism in Eukaryota, Dinophyceae, Suessiales, Symbiodiniaceae.